UUGAUGACGUUUUUUUCUUCACUUAAUCACACGAAGUACCGGUACCCUAAAUAAUGAUUCCCGAAUUGGUACUGAGUGUCUUUUAGCCUCGACGUGGUACGCCUGUCACGACUUUAUUGCAUUAAAACAUUAAUAACUAAAAUCUUCUCGACGGCGUAAAUUCGUCUCAUAGCACGUUAGUUUCUCGACCUAGCUUAGCUGAAUCGAGUUUUGCUCAGAUAACCAAGAAAUACCCUGGCUAUCAAAGAAUAGCUAAGCAGGGAUCAAGUGUGAGUGUUAAGUGUUGUGAUUUUAGUGUGAAAAAAGAUGUGAAAGAAGCGUACGGGGAGGAAGUUUUUUUCCCCAACAUCGGCCACUGGUCGCUGUCUUUCAAGCAGCCUCAACUUAUGUUACACGGCUAGGUUAGUAUACUUAUUCCUCUCAAAAUGAUCCAAACUACGGCAUUCCAUCUGUUGUAACAUUAAUACACACUAGUCUGUACGUUGGGCAUCUGAUGGGGCGUCACCAACAUUGAACACGAUUUUGAUCAGAAAGAGGUAAAUUGUGGGUCAGCAUGAACUGAAAUUUCCAGAUCCCCCUGCCAGUUGUGUUUUCACUACAUUCCACUCUGCAUUAUCCCCCGAUGCUUUAAUGUUUGUCAUACAUUGGCCACGUGAUCACAUUGUAGCAUUUUUCCUGAACGAGCCGGCUUGUUUGGAACGACACGUGCGACGUUUUUGCCUAUGCAUACGACCAACUCUACCUGGACAAGUAUACCGUCGACUAGAGUGUUUGUCUGUGGCACACGAGUGUGUUUCCACCUGUUGAAAGUUCUAUUCCGAGGAGGAGAGCUUACCCUGGUGAGCACCAGGUUGUCCCCAAGGACCACUGAAGAUCAUCGGCCUGAGCAGCAGAAGUGGUGCUCAAGAAUGGAGAGGCCGCCGCAGGAGCCCAACCCCAUGAAAGAGGAAGAGCGACUGGAGCCCUUUUUCCACAUUAAAGUGGAAGAGGAGCCAAAGUCCCCACACAUUAAAGAAGAAGAGCAAGAGGAUGAUAUCACCAAGUUUUUAUUGACCGAUGACAUUUCAAAGAGUGAAGAAGGUAAUGAUGACCACUGUGAGGGAUCCCAAUACAAGAGCUUCUUGGCUUCAGUCUCAGAUAGUGACAACAUAACAUCACACUCUUCUGAUACCGAUGAUGAUGAUGAACAACACUCUCUUGGUGAUAUGGCAUGUCGCACUGACAACAAACGUGUGAAAUGUUCUCAGUGUGACAAAACAUUUUUCAAUAAGUCAUCGUUGAAAACGCACGCAAGAACGCACACAGGCGAAAAACCUUUUGCCUGCUCAGUUUGUGGGAAAAAGUUCACCCAAAAAGGACAGGUAAUAGCACACAGUAGAACACACACUGGAGAGAAGCCUUUUGCCUGCUUAGUUUGUGAUAAAAGAUUCUCGAGAAAGGGAGAUUUAAGAACACACAAAAGAACACACACUGGGGAGAAACCUUUCGUCUGCUUGGUUUGUGGUAAAUGUUUCUCUAAAAAGACAAAUUUAACAACUCACAAAAGAACACACACUGGUGAGAAGCCUUUUGCCUGCUCAGUAUGUGGUCUUAGAUUCACUCAAAAGACAAAUUUAACAACACACACAAAAUCACAUGCUGAAGAAAAACCUUUUGCCUGCUUAGUUUGUGGAAAAACAUUCUAUGCAAAGACAAAUUUAACAACGCAUACAAGAAUACAUGCUGGAGAGAAGCCUUUUGCUUGCUCAGUUUGUGAUAAAAGAUUCUGUUCAAAGACAAAUUUAGCAGCCCACACAAGAACACACACUGGAGAGAAACCUUUUGCCUGCUCAGUUUGCGGUAAAAGCUUCUCGAGAAAGACUCAUUUAGCAGCGCACACACGAACACACACCGGAGAAAAACCCUUUGCCUGCUCAAUUUGCAGUAUAAGUUUCAGUGUCCGUUCAACAUUGGUUCAACACAUGGGAACACACACUGGGCAGAAAACGUUUGCCUGUUCAUUUUGUGGGAAAAGUUUCACCCGUAAGGAAAAAUUGAAGAUACAUGAAAGAACACACAAUGUAGAAAACCCUUUGUCCUUUUCAGUUAGCGGUGAAAGCUUCGCAGAAAAGGCAAGUUUAACACCAUGCAGAAGUAUACAUGCUAGAGAGAAACCUUUUGCCUGCUUAGUUUGUGGUAAAACAUUCACACGUAAGGAAAAAUUGAAUAUACACACAAGAACACAUACUGGAGAAAAACCUUUUGCCUGUUCAGUCUGCAGUAAAACAUUCACACGUAAAGAAAAAUUGAACAUGCACACAAGAACCCACACUGGAGAAAAGCCUUUUGCCUGUUUAGUUUGUGGUAAAAGAUUCUCUAAAAAGACAAGUUUGACAACACACACUAGAACACACAGUGGUGAGAAACCAUUCAGUUGCAGUGUUUGUGAGUUAAGGUUUAAUGAAACAUGUCAACUUAAGAAACACAAGUGUGCUGGUGAGAGGAGCAGCAGCUAUGAAGCUGCAGAAUAAACUGGGGCUGUCAUGGGCAUUCUUGACUCAUUUUCUACUCCCUUAAUCACUGUAUGAAGAUGUUUGUACAGUGGGCUAUGGACUGUAGGUGGCUCAUUUGUCAAAUGUUUUGAUAGCAUGUCAGGGAUUUUUUUCUUCUUUUUUCUUUCUACAGAACACACACUAUACAACUGAAUCACACCGAGAAGCACAGUCGAAAGAUUUUGUUGUUAUUCUGCCAAGUUAUCAAAACGGGUGUUUUAUCUACUUGACAAUAAAAAUUGUUUUCUUUUGUAUUUAUGUACAUUUCAAUGUCUGUAUUUUUUUAAAGAUUAGUCUGUACGUCAGUCUUUGUACACAAGUAACAGUUGGAUUCAGCUUUUCGAAUUCAUGCCAGGAGAGUUUGGCUGAAGGAGGACACACUAAAAAUGUGACUGUUAGCUAUUCAUGUGGCCAAAGCUGAAUAAAUAGAAUCUCUACGUAUCCUUAAAAUAAAUAUGAAUUUGGGACUUAUUGCUUGACAAAGGGUGACUUUCAACACGGCAUUGGUGGCAGCUGUAAUUUGGGUGCAUCUCCUGGCAUUUGGAGCUGUUGUCUCUUCUAGCCAGCCAUGCAACAUGGCUAUCUGAACUCGUUCUUUGGAGCAGCAAGUUGGGAAGACUAACAUGACUCGUGAUCUAUUCAAAGCCAUUUCAGACG
This is a messenger RNA of Hippocampus zosterae (dwarf seahorse), 3188 nucleotides long. Its product is annotated as gastrula zinc finger protein XlCGF26.1-like. Gene Ontology annotation, biological process: regulation of transcription by RNA polymerase II. NCBI's taxonomy places the organism in Eukaryota, Metazoa, Chordata, Actinopteri, Syngnathiformes, Syngnathidae. Bases 723 to 2510 code for a protein of 595 amino acids. Gene Ontology annotation, cellular component: nucleus. The record is from RefSeq and is a predicted model, not a curated record. Gene Ontology annotation, molecular function: RNA polymerase II cis-regulatory region sequence-specific DNA binding; DNA-binding transcription factor activity, RNA polymerase II-specific. The transcript is spliced from 2 exons.